Messenger RNA from Rhizophagus irregularis DAOM 181602=DAOM 197198, 666 nucleotides. RefSeq lists its product as uncharacterized. The record is from RefSeq and is a predicted model, not a curated record. Lineage: Eukaryota; Fungi; Glomeromycota; Glomeromycetes; Glomerales; Glomeraceae.
AUGGGCAACAAAUACAAAAUCAUGGUGGACAUCACGUUGACUUAUCGGUUCUUCAAAGAUGUUGCAGAAAAUUCUCCAGAAUUUGUUGCUGAGGUCAACACUCAAGAUCUCAUUUUAGACCUCCAAGAGAAGAUUUACGAAGAAGUCAAGAAGUUAAAUAACAAUUUCUUCGAAAUUGAGGCUAAUGACUUAAAAUUGUGGAAAGUAGAAAUCAAUAACGGUGAUAACGACAAAUUUUCCAGUCUCGUCUUGCCGAAUGAUGAUGUGAAAAACUUAAAUAAGCUUAAAGAAAAGAUAGUGGAUCAUUGGAAUGAUGAAGAAAAGCGUUCAAAAGAAGGAUUAUGUUGGGCAGAGAAUACAAGAUUGCAACUCGCAUUUAGUAAUGGAACGAUCCAUGAAGGCGAUAUAGUUAAAUACAAAUACAAAGACGACAACAUUACUACUUUAAGAGCAGCAGAAGGGUGGGCUUAUAUCAAUCAUGAAAAUACCUUUCACCCCACUGUAUCAUCCUUCGUGAAGAAAUUUUUGAAGAGAGGAGGAGGAGGAGGAAUAAUAAUCGGGUUUAAUGGCUUAGUCAUUAGUUUCCUGUAUACAAGGAGGCCUGCAUAUCGAUGCGUAAUUUAUUUUUAUCUUUGUAUACUACAAGCAGCUAUCGCUCUAUUAUAA